This is a messenger RNA of Astyanax mexicanus (Mexican tetra), 4074 nucleotides long. Its product is annotated as zinc finger protein 239-like. The record is from RefSeq and is a predicted model, not a curated record. Gene Ontology annotation, molecular function: DNA-binding transcription factor activity, RNA polymerase II-specific; RNA polymerase II transcription regulatory region sequence-specific DNA binding. Gene Ontology annotation, biological process: regulation of transcription by RNA polymerase II. Gene Ontology annotation, cellular component: nucleus. Lineage: Eukaryota; Metazoa; Chordata; Actinopteri; Characiformes; Acestrorhamphidae. The coding region runs from base 376 to 1146 and encodes 256 amino acids. The transcript has 3 exons.
AGAAGAGCAAAUGAUUGAUCUUCAGAACUCCAGCAGUGGAGGAGGACCUCCUGUCCUAAACCCUGAUUGAUUCCGGUGCCGAGGGGAACUUUAUACACGAGCAGCUGACCAGACAACUCCAGAUUCCGUUCGAACCAUUGGAAAAUCCUAUGAGACUGUCUGCGGUGGAUGGGACCCCAGUUGGCCGAGGAGCUGUUUCCCACACCACCACUCCUGUCAAGCUCAACGUCAGCGCUCUGCACUCAGAAGAGAUCAGAAUAAACAACCAGGAUAUUUAAUUAAGAACAGUGUUAAACUGCUGAAAGAGGUGAAGCACAAGCCAUCCAGAAGAAUCUCCUGAAAACGCAGAAAUUGUUUGCUACAUUUCACAGACAGAUGGAGCCAAGUCCCAACAUGGAGAAACAUCAGCACUCUGUCAAGAGUUUUACUAAACAGAGUGAUCUCAAAAAACACCAGCGCAUUCACACAGGAGAGAAACCGUAUCACUGCUCAGACUGUGGGAAGAGUUUUAAUCAACAGAGUAAUCUCAAAAGACACCAGCGCAUUCACACAGGAGAGAAACCGUAUCACUGCUCAGACUGUGGGAAGAGUUUUAAUCAACAGAGUACUCUCGAACUGCAUCAGCGCAUUCACACAGGAGAGAAACCGUAUUACUGUUUCGACUGUGGGAAGAGUUUUACUAAACAGAGUCAUCUCAAAAUACACCAGCGCAUUCACACAGGAGAGAAACCGUAUCACUGCUCAGACUGUGGGAAGAUUUUUACUACACAGAGUACUCUCAAAAUACACCAGCGAAUUCACACAGGAGAGAAACCGUAUCACUGCUCAGACUGUGUGAAGAGUUUUAAUCAACAGAGUACUCUCAAAAUACACCAGCGAAUUCACACAGGAGAGAAACCGUAUCACUGCUCAGACUGUGGGAAGAGUUUUACUGAACAGAGUAAUCUCAAAAAUCACCAGCGCAUUCACACAGGAGAGAAACCGUAUCACUGUUCAGACUGUGGAAAGAGUUUUACUAAACAGAGUACUCUCAAAAAACACCAGUGCAUUCACACAGGAGAGAAACCAUAUCACUGUUCAGACUGUGGGAAGAGUUUUACUUUACAGAGUGAACUUAUAUUACAUCAGUGCAUUCACAAAAGAUAGAAAAGUAUCCCAAAUCUGUUCCUCUUCCAUAAAAAAUGCAAACCUUAAAUCUUUCAGACAGCCAAAAACACCUCAUCAUGCACAAAAUCUUCACUCUGUUACAAGAACUUCAUUUAAAAAUGGCUUUUUACAGGUUCAGAAAAAUGAAUCUUAUCCAGAGAUGAUGUUUACUGAAUUUCAUGCUGUGUUUUUAUGUAUGUUUGUAUACCUACAUUAGUUAAUGCCUGCAGAGCUCUUCAACACUUAGUGUUGUGUUUUAAGAAGUUUUUACACACAGAAUCAUAAAUGGUACCACUAACAGCAUAAACUAGGAACAUACAUUUUUACAAUUUUUUCAGUGAUAUGCUGAAUAAAUAGUAAAGCGAUGAUGCUAGCUCAGAGUAAAAUCGUAUAUUAAAUCUCAGCAUUAGCUUUAGAACUAAUAAUAAACAAAAGUGAGGAUUUUACCAUUGUGGGACAUUUUUAGGUUUAAAAAUUGAAUAUGCUUUGCCAUAAGUAGGAAAUGAUCAUUUGGUCAACUUAUGUCAUUUACAGCCUUAACACAUUCUCAAUUGUUUACAUAUAAAAACUUUCUUUAUUUUUUCCUCCACUCCACGUUUGUAGUUUGUAGUUGGAGCGAGGGCACUGCCAGUGUUUGCUCCAGAUGUUAGAUUAGCAUUACUUAGUCUUUUAAAAUUUAGAUGUCAUAGUUUAAAGGAGUAGAGUAUUCUUAGGAGUAGAGAAUAUUCUUAGCUUGCAACAAAAGGCCAACAAAAUCCUUUUCAGAGUUAAAAAAAAAAAAAAAGCUAGCUGUAGUUUCCAUACUGAAAGCAACACUCAGCAGGCUAUGCUGCAGUAAGACUGCAGGAUCCUUGAUUCCCUCUAGCUUGUAAGAUCUUAGUGUCUAUAAUAAAUAGGUCAGAAGCGUUCUUUGACUACAUUUCCCACAGUGCUUGUCGAUUGUAUUACCCGCGAAGUUACGGCUUACUGCCACUACACGGCAGUGUAGUCAUUGAUGUGGAAACCCUGCCGGAGGGAAGGCGUAACUUCGCGGGUGGAAUUGAGACAUACAAACGUUUAUCCCAUAAUGUCCAGAAAAAGAGAAGCUGAUGCAGACGGACGGCUGUGCUUCAAGGCGAAAGACCGGUAUGCCUUUUGUGUUACGAAGAGUGUUACUGACCAAAAUAAACACUUGUUAGGAGAGAUAUAAGUUCUGUGUAAAUAUUUAUAAGACAAUAGCUGACAAAAUCUGUUUUAAUGAUGUUAAUAAACAUCACUGUGACAGUGCUAGUCGCAGUUUCACCGCAGCAAAGGACGAGGACGUGAAUCACUUACCUAACCAGCCUUUACUGAUUUCUGCCCCCAAUAACCCUUUCAAUAACCUCCAAUAGACUUUAAUUAGUCUUCAGUAGCCUUCAACAGUCUAACCUUGCAGCCGUGGUGUGUUCACUAAACUCCGUAGUUAUAAACAUCCUGAGGUUAGCAGCGCGCUAACUGACCUGUUUAUAAUGUAAUCCGAGCAGUGACUCCGUGACGGCUGCUCUAAACUGCUGCUGUUAGCUGCUUGGGCUGAAAGAUGAACUGUAGAGAGCUGUAUUAUUCGGUUAGUGGGGUUAAAAUCUUUAUUUUCUACACAGAAGAAUUUUAAAAACUGUAAAAACGCUCCAGACUGCCUCAGCUGAGCCCUGUAGCCCGUGGCUGGACUGUAGCUCUGACUCAGUAAAGACUGCGGGCUUGUGCUGCUGCUGCUGCUGCAGCUCCGACUAGUGGUUGUAUGAGGAACUGCUAAAUCUGAGGAAAUGCUAAAUCUGUCACAUGUUCUUAACAGCUCACUAUUUUUAAUUUAUAUUUAUUAAGCCUUAUUUCAGUAUCAAACGUUUUGAUCAAAGUUAAUGUAACUUGUAUUUUAUGUCAUUCCUAUUCACUUGAAUAGUUUGGUUCUUGAUUGAUGGAGUUUUUGGAUUUCAUAACAUGACAAAUUAAAUUAAGUGUGUAAGAAUACGGAGGAGUUUUGCUUUACUAUGUUCAUUGUUCAUUGAUUAAAGGGUUAAUCUGUGUGUAACUAAAUCAGCAUUUCACUUAAUCAGUAUGUUAUUCAAGCAUUUAGCACGAUUCAUGAUGAUUCACAUUGUGACUUAGAAUGUAUGUAUAUUGUGUCCUUGUGCUCAAAGCAAGGCCGUUUUUCUUGCAACUUAGCAUGAUUGAUUUUUUCCAGCGGAACCAUGAGUUUCUGUACAUGUAAUCUAUAGUCUGAUAAGGUUGGGGUGACCGAGUUCUCGGCUGACGUAUAGGAUGAAUAACUGCUUAUCAGUAUCAGGAUCCGGGGGGUGUGAGGAGCCUCCUCACACACUAUUAGACUGAGGCCAGGCGAAUGCCUGUUUUUAUUAGACUCUGUCUAGGAAGAAGAGUAGAGUUGGGCGGGAGAGCUUCUCCCGAGAGGGACUACAGAGCCACAGGUCCUGUUCACACAGCCGAGAACUCUGGAAACCCCAACUUUUCUCACCUUUGGGUUUUCCUCUUAUUUUCACCUUUUUAUUUCAAUUCAAUUUUUCAAUAAUCUUUUUACUCAAUUUUUGAUGUAUCCAAAAAAACUGUUUUGCUCAGAAGAUUCUUUGAAUAAAAUCUGAUGGAACUACAAUUUUGGACUGGAUCUCCUUUUCUUCUUUAUGACGUAUCAUGCCAGAUACAUCAUAAUUCGAACAGUAGAUCAAUAAUCUUUCAAUCGUGAAGUGGAACGAAAUUUAUUGGAUACACAUUAUGUUGAGAUACUCAGUAUUUUGAGAACAUUGGUAUUUAACUUGUGUGAAACUGACACCAAUAAAUCCAUAACUCCUGCUAUUUACUUACAUAGAAGUGUUUUUUUUCUCAGUAGCUCAGUCGCUGUGAAGUGUGGAGAAUAGUUUUGCAAUAUAUUGAUUAUCGCUGAAUCACAGUUUUGAGAUAUCACCG